Molecule: messenger RNA, 2256 nt
Organism: Osmerus eperlanus (European smelt)
Lineage: Eukaryota; Metazoa; Chordata; Actinopteri; Osmeriformes; Osmeridae
Gene: pde5ab
Product: phosphodiesterase 5A, cGMP-specific, b
Exons: 16
Coding region: 152-2188 (678 amino acids)
Biological process (GO): signal transduction
Molecular function (GO): 3',5'-cyclic-GMP phosphodiesterase activity; protein binding
Source: RefSeq, a predicted model, not a curated record
CACACUCUUCAAAAGAAGUCUACCCACACGCGCUCACGAUGUAGGAAGCGCUCGGCGCCCGUCUGAUAACAGCGUACCAAACACACUGCUCUUUGAUUCAUUCUCGUUGGGUUGAUGGUUAUCUGAUAAAUUGGUUAAUCUUGGCGUCAGCAUGGAGGGCUGCUUUCCCCCAGAAAGCGAGAGGAUGGAAGCUUGGCUUGACGACCACCUGGAGUUCGCGCAUUCCUACUUUGUGAGAAAGGCUACAAGGGAGAUGGUGAAUGCCUGGUUCGCUGAGCGUGUCCACUCCAUCCAGCCCUCCGCCAACACCUCCUCGUCCAAAGAAGCCCCCCCGGGCCCAAGGGCCCCCCUGGCCGCCAGCGAGCAGCCCUGCCUGGCCUCCCUGCCCCCGUCCCUGGGCCUGUUCGACAGGCGCUCCCCCUCCCCGGCCCCCAGCCCGGCCCCCGGCACCCCCACCCGCAAGAUCUCCGCCUCGGAGUUCGACAGGCCGCUGAGGCCCAUCGUGGUCAAGGACUCGGAGGGGUCCCUGACGUUUGUGAGCGACGCCGACCAGCCGGAGCGGGGGCCCGUGCCCCUGAGGGCCCAGGUGAUGGGGGAGGGGGGCGGAGGAGCCCGCGGCGGGGACCGCUGCGCCCGUCUGCUGGAGCUGGUGAGGGAUGUGUCCAGUCACCUGGACGUGACGGCGCUGUGCCACAGGAUCUUCCUCCACAUCAACGAGCUGAUCGCUGCGGACCGCUACUCCCUCUUCCUGGUGUGCGAGGACAGCUCCAACAGGAAGUUCCUGGUGAGUCGUCUGUUCGACGUGGCCGAGGGCUCCACGCUGGAGGAAGUAUCCAAUAACUGCAUCCGCCUGGAGUGGAACAAGGGCAUCGUGGGUCAUGUGGCUGCCACCGGACAGCCCCUCAACAUCAAGAACGCUUACGAGGACCCCAGGUUUAACGCUGAGGUGGACCAGAUCACCGGCUACAAGACACAGAGCAUCCUCUGUAUGCCCAUCAAGAACCACAGAGAGGAGGUGGUGGGAGUGGCGCAGGCCAUCAAUAAGAAGUGUGGAGAGAACAGCACCUUCACUGAGCAGGACGAGAAGGAUUUCUCGUCCUACCUGGCGUUCUCGGGGAUCGUCCUGCACAACGCGCAGCUCUACCAGACCUCCCAGCUGGAGAACAGACGCAAUCAGGUUCUCCUGGAUCUGGCCAGCCUGAUCUUUGAGGAGCAGCAAUCUUUAGAGGUUCUGCUGAGGAAGAUUGCCGGCACCAUCCUGUCCUUCAUGCAGGCACAGGGAUGCACUGUGUUCAUAGCCGACGGUGACUCUUUGAACUCCUUCUCCAGCGUGUUUCACAUGGAAUACGAUGAACUGGGAGAAGCCUUCGACGUCCCCAAACGAGUUGUGGUGAUAUUUACUGUGAUUCCCCUGUCAUGGACAACCACAGAUGACUCAUGUUCUCUCUUCUCUCUGUCUCCAUCCCUCCGUCCUCCGUCCGCCUGUCAGAGUAAUCUGAAUGAGCUGGAGAUCCUUGCCCUGAUGAUCGCCACCCUGAGUCACGACCUGGAUCACAGAGGAGUCAACAACUCCUACAUCCAGAGGAGUGACCAUCCCUUGGCCCAGCUCUACUGUCACUCCACCAUGGAGCACCACCACUUUGACCAGUGCCUCAUGAUCCUCAACAGCCCCGGGAACCAGAUCCUGAGCAGUCUGUCUCUGGAGGAGUACAGGACCACUCUGAAGAUGAUCGAGAGGGCUAUUCUGGCCACCGACCUGGCGCUCUACAUGAAGAGGAGAGGAGAGUUCUUUGACUUGACCAAGAACAGCCAGUUUGUGUGGGAGGACGACUACCACAGAGACCUCCUGAGGUCGAUGCUGAUGACUGCGUGUGACAUCUCGGCCAUCACCAAGCCGUGGCCGGUGCAGAAGAGGAUCGCAGAGCUGGUGGCUACAGAGUUCUUUGAGCAGGGGGACAAGGAGAGACAGGAGCUCAACAUUGAGCCCAUAGAUCUGAUGAACAGAGAGAAGAGAGACAAGAUUCCCAGCAUGCAGGUGUCGUUCAUCGACGCCAUCUGCACUCAGCUGUAUGAGACCCUGGCAGGUAUGUCAGAGCCAUGUUCUCCACUGCUUGAGGGCUGUCAGAAAAACAGGCAGCAUUGGAAGUGUUUGGCUGAACAGGGGGAGAAAGACAACGGAGGAGAGUGAACCUGGCGCCCCCCUCUACACAGCCCCCCCUACACAGCCCCCCCUACACUGUUCCCUCUACACGGUCC